Molecule: messenger RNA, 438 nt
Organism: Glarea lozoyensis ATCC 20868
Lineage: Eukaryota; Fungi; Ascomycota; Leotiomycetes; Helotiales; Helotiaceae
Product: Prefoldin
Exons: 4
Coding region: 1-438 (145 amino acids)
Biological process (GO): protein folding; chaperone-mediated protein complex assembly
Cellular component (GO): prefoldin complex; cytoplasm
Molecular function (GO): protein-folding chaperone binding
Source: RefSeq, a predicted model, not a curated record
AUGGCAGAAGUCCAGCAACAGCUUCAAGCUCUCAGUGCCGAAUAUCAAGCAGUUCAGCAAGGUACCCUUAUGCGCCGUCAUGGGAGUGAACACAAAAAUCUAAUUUUCUGUGCAGAGCUUCAGAACCAUGUAAACUCACGGCAGAAACUCGAGUCCCAGCAACAAGAAAACCGCGCCGUUCAGAAGGAAUUUUCAGGCCUGGCAGAUGACGCGAAGAUCUAUAAAUUGGUUGGGCCUGUGCUCUUGAAGCAGGAGAAGACCGAGGCGGUACUGGCGGUGGACGGACGGCUCGACUACAUUGUGAACGAGAUCAAGAGGGUUGAGAAACAGAUCAAGGAUACCGAGGAUAAGAGUGAUGCUGUUAGAUCAAAGAUAAUACAGGUUCAGUCACAAGCGCAGCCACAGGAUCAGGGUUCGCAAGCUCAAGUUGCAGCAUAA